AUGAGUCUCCCUAAAGUGUCUGGCCGUCUCCAAGAUAUCUCGCCGCUCAUUCUGGGCGGUGCAACGUUCAAUACCCAGUACAACGACGACCCGUAUUCCAUACGCAUCCGCGACCUGUUGUACACAGCCCUCGAAAGUGGUAUCAACGCUAUCGAUACGUCUCCCUAUUACGGGCCUUCUGAGGAACUAAUUGGUGACGCUUUGAAGAAAUUGCUCGACUCGGGGAAAGUGUCUCGCGACAACUACUACAUCUGCACCAAAGUGGGCCGUAUCCAGCUGGAUGAGUUUGACUACUCGCAAGAUUGGGUCAGAACGUCGAUCUAUCGGUCCCUGACGCGGCUCAACACAGACUACUUGGACGUGGUGUAUUUGCACGACGUGGAGUUUGUGGACGACGAGAGGAUUUUCGAGGCGCUCCGAACGCUGGUGGAACUCAAACAGCAGGGAGUCGUUAGAUACGUUGGUAUUUCCGGCUACCCGGUCCCGUUCCUCCACCGUAUUGCGUCUGAGUGUGUGUCGAAGCCAGAUAUCGGAAAACUGGACCUGGUGCUCAGUUACUCAAACAUGUGUCUGCAAAACACGCUUUUGGCGCAGUGGUACGGCAAGUUCAUGGAAACAGGCAUUCAGCUGCUGAACAAUGCCUCCAUAUUGUCCAUGUCGCUGCUCCGAUCUCAGGAAACCAGACCGUUCCACCCGGGCUCACAGAAAUUGAAGCAGGCGUGCUCUGAUCUGGCUACUGUUCUCAAAGAGCACCACAACACUGAACUGGCUGAGCUGGCUACGCGGUUCGCCAUUCGCGAGUGGCUGCCGAAACAGGGAAAGACAGUGAUCGGUGUGUCCAACAUAGACGAGCUACACUCUGCUCUGGAGCAGUACAAGGCCGUCGUGGAAAGAACCAACGACGACUCCGACCACAGGCUGGUCAAAUUGAGUCAAUCCUUGUUGGGCCAUCAUCUGAAUGAGACGUGGGACAGCGGCCGUUAUAAAGCAACGUAA
Messenger RNA from Ogataea haglerorum, 996 nucleotides. RefSeq lists its product as uncharacterized. The record is from RefSeq and is a predicted model, not a curated record. Gene Ontology annotation, cellular component: cytosol. The transcript has a single exon. Gene Ontology annotation, molecular function: D-arabinose 1-dehydrogenase [NAD(P)+] activity. Lineage: Eukaryota; Fungi; Ascomycota; Pichiomycetes; Pichiales; Pichiaceae. Gene Ontology annotation, biological process: dehydro-D-arabinono-1,4-lactone biosynthetic process. The coding region runs from base 1 to 996 and encodes 331 amino acids.